UUCAUGGCAUCGCUCGGGUUGACUUGACGGCAUUUGUUAAUUUUUCGACUUUUCGUGACAGCACGUCAUUUUCGACAUUUGAUUGAUAAUUUUCCAAAGAUCCAUCAAAUUAGUUUGUUUGAAAGUUAGUUUGGGCGCUAAAUGUUUACGGCAUAUAAAUAAGCAUUUGUGAUAGAUAUGUGAGGAAGCGUAGGCCAUAUUUGGUUGGGUCCCCACAAGCUUCACAAUGAGUGUUCAGAAAUGCGUCGUGGAAGGUUGCGACUUGGAGUACGAUGUGGUUUGCAGCUUCUCCUUCUACAAAUCAAACAUAUGCACGGAUCAGGACACAAAACGCCAGGAAUGGAUCGAGGGAGCAAUGCACGAAGACAGCGAGUGUCUGUGGCGGCAUGUUAGCCUUCAUCUAUGCGGGUACCACUUUGAAUUGGACAAUCAGGGAUUAUGGAUAGACUCGCCGAUGCUGCCCGAGCUCCUCACUCCUCAGGGGAAGGAGGCGCAUGUACCUACCGAGGAGGAAAAGAAAGCGUUGGAACUGAUCCACAUUGAGCAUAACUACAGCGUGGAGAUGAAGGAAGACAAGCCUGAGAGCGUGUCGCGACUCAACGUGAGACAGCUGGUGGACACUCUCGGUUAUCUGUCUCUGAAGAACUUGCAGCGUAAACAGCUGUGGGUGGUGAAGGUGGAGACGGAGAAGGCUGAAGCCUCCAUCACUCAGUCGGAACAGGUCAUCACCAAGAUGCAGGACCCCAAGCAGAUCAUUGAGAUAAUCCCGCAGUCGUCGAGCGCUGGGGCGGAGGCCGGGGCGGGGUCGGGGGCGGGGGCGGGGGCGGGGGCCGGGGCCGCGGCGGGGGCGCACAGCGAGGUGCUGCACAUGCUGGAGGACGGCACCAUCCCCGACACCUUCAUCUACGAGAUCGCGGAGGAGCAGGAGAUCCCCAUGGAGGAGGUAAAAGAAAUCCCGGCAGCGGGCAACACAGAAUGGAUGGUCAACAUUAUACCCGAAGAGACGACGAAGCCCAAAUACGCUUACAUCAAGCAUUGCAACUCGGGCAAGAAGAAACGUCACUUCACAGCCGAAAUGAACGAGAUCACCUUACAGGGUGACUUCGAGAACUACUACAUUCUCCCCGAUGAUGUGGACCCAUCGUCCGGAGUGGAAAUCACAACGAGCUACGAGCCAGAAAACUAUAUCGUUGAGGAAUACCAACAUUUGGUCCUCGAAGACAGACCGAGGAAACGCAAGGAGCCAACGGAGUCCGGCAAAAAGAAACGGAAGAAGUUCUCUGCGGUCCGUGAUCAAGUCAAACAGCUGCAGAUCAAAAGUGAGGAUGGAGACUGGGUGAUCGAGAACACUGUGGCUUUCGAACAGCCCGGGGAAGAAUAUGAAGAUCCAAAGAAGACGCCGAGAGUGCGGAGAAAAAAUAAAAAGUAUUUAGGUUAUGAUCUUGACUGAAACCUGGUAUGGCGGGGGUCGCGUGCGAAGUAGUGUACGAAUGAGCCACGCGGACAGCCAAUCAGAGACGAGGAUUCAAACUGCCGGCUUGCUCUGUAAAUACGUUCCAUUCUCUCUCUUCAUAAUCUUUUUUAAUUGUAACUGGCCACGUUGAAAAGUUUAAAUCGUUUAUAGCGAUUGUAAUGUCUGAUAUAAUUGAUGUUUCUAAUCGAUUUCGAUCGUGAAGUUUUAUCGAUAAUUCAAUAUCAAUUUCCAAUAAAGAGUUAUUUUGAACUUUGAUAUUAUUGUAACAUUUUUUUAACACUACACAUACAUUACAAACUACAUACAUUACAAAUGACAUUAAUUCGAGGUGAAUCAACAUUAUUUAUACUGACCAAUCGAAACUUGAAGAGUUAUGGAUUUUCAAAGACUACACCAAAUUACGAGUUGUCGAUAUUUCACGGCGUGUAAGCGAAAAAUUCGGUUAAAAAACGCUUGAUCAAAUGUCGCUUGAGGAAUUUUCCAUCUAACUUCGUCUUUUCUUACAAGCCUUAUUAAUAUUAACAAUCUUACCAUAUAUUUCUAUGAUACAGCACAAUGUAAAUUAAAAUUGAUUUUUCAGGAGAUCACUUUUGUGGUUAAUAAAUGUUUUACUUUAGAAUGUAUAGGUUUCAAGUGAUAUUUGAUCCAACAAAACUCAACAAUAAGUAUUGUGAAAAUUAAUCACACUGGCGAGAAAAACAAUUCUCAUGUCUAAAGUGAUAUACGAAAUAUUAUCAAGGACAUGUUCUCUUUAAACAAAAAUAUUAAUAGUUAAGCAUUGUUUAUGCAUUCAUAAUAAUUUAAGUUUAAAUAUAUCAAUAAAAAUAUUAAUAUUUUGUUUGAUAAAAUAUAAUUUUGAUCACAUCAGUCGAGGAUGGAAAGCAAUAUGAAAACAAAAGGUACUAAUUCGCUUUACGUGUUCACAUGCUACUUAUCAGGUGGGCCGUAUGCAUGUUUGUUAGUAUAAAAAAAAACAUAGCUUAUCGUCUCUUUGUACAGUCGACUGCAUAUUAAAAUGUCCUGUUUAGACCCUUCAAGCUGUUAAUAACGUCGAGAUUGCAAUGAAUUUGGUUAGUUUGAUAUAUUCACUUAAUUAAUGACCAGUGGGGUUGGUGCGGGUUUGCAUUUCACUAGCACACACGCAGCGAACCAAUCACAUUGCAGUGUGGUUGUCGUUGCGUCACAAUGACGCAAUGUGAUUGGUUCGCUGCGUCUCACUUCGAAUAGAUUCGAUGGUGAGAAAUGAAAUUUGGUUUCACAGUUUUGGUAUUAUUUACUGAAUAAUCUGUAAAACUGCUUUCAAAUGCACUGCUGUAAAUUUACUUUCAAUAAUCAUAUUCUAUAGUCAUUUAAAUCAACAGACAUUUUGAAGUCAUUAUAAACGGUUUAGUGUAUGUGAUUGGUUAAAAAAGGCGCGAUAAUUUCCUAUUCUUUCUUAAACACUUGUAAGCGCCGCAAUGUCGAUAAACGAAUAAUUAUUAUGAAUUCGAGUUUGCAGAGUAAACCUGCAGAUGUUAGGGAUUACAGAGUGGUGCCUAAAUCCGUUUCUAAAGCAGACGGGAAAACGGUCAACGACCCCUAAUUAUCUCUUUUUUUGAACAACGCACACACACACACACUUCAGUGGACUUCGUGUGAAUUUUGCUAUUAACUUGUCAUUAUGGAAUCUUUUCGCUGUUAGAGUCAACCAAUCAGUGUGGCGUUGUGUUGUGACGCGACGAUGACAACCAUACUAAACUUGAUUGGCGACGUCUCACUGCGUAAUGAUUCGAUAGCGGUGUAUCGCUGGCCAAUGUUAAUAAAAUUUAGAAAAAAAAGCAAGAUUUAAAAAUUAUCGUUGUCAUUUUUUCCGUUUGAUGCGAAAACGGACUCGGAAUGGUGUAAUAUAACUAUUAAAAAAUCUUUGUUUUUAUUUGUAAAAUAAAUAUUAUUAUGUAUUAUCUCGCAAAUAAAUGGAUAUUAGGUUCAUUGGGAAUGUAUGCGAGUGAAAUAUUUAAGUCCGCUUCUUAGUCGGGCGGAAACACGGUCAAUGAACUGUGGGGCCGGCACGAAUUUUUGCGAGGACGCAACGCCGGCUAUACACUAAAAAAGUAAUAGAAAAACAAAUCAAUUGUCGUAUAUUUUCGUCCGAUUCAGAAUUCGAUUUAUUUGCACACAUUCUCAGUGCAAUUUUUUAGUGUGCGUUGCUUUUUUUUUUUUUGAGAUAUAUGAGCAAUAUGAAACUUGUUCUUAUACGAAACUAGCGGCUCGUCCCGGCUUCGCUCGGGUAAAAUAAUAAUAAAUAAUACACCCAAACCUUCCUCAAGAAUCACAGUAUCUAUUAAUGAAAUCCACAUCAAAAUCCGUUGUGUAGUUUUAAAGAUCUAAGCAUACAUAUGGACAGAUAGACAGCGGGAAGCGACAUUGUUUUUCAUAUGGGUUUUCACCGAUAGAUAGUGGGAUUCUUGAGGAAGGUUUAGGCGUAUGGUUUUACGAGCGACGCCGGGACGAGCCGCUAGUGUAAUAUAAAAUGAAUUGAGGACUUUUUGACCUAGGAUAAACUGCUAUACGAAAUGAUUUAACAAAACUAUACCACAUAUGUACAUACAUACAUAUAUAGUGAAUUGUACACAAUACUUUUUUUUUCAUUGAAAUAAAAAAAAUAAUCCCAAUAUUCAUUAAAAAGUCGAAGUAAACUUUAAGCUAAAGCAUGUUUUCUCUCGUUCUGUCAACGUAAGGUGUGAUAGUGACAAAAUAUACUUAAGCAUGAUUUUUUAUGAAUAAUCGUUAAUAUUUUAGCACAUUUCAAGAAAAUAUAUAAUAUCUUUGCGCGUAUUGUAAUAAAUCAAUUUUACCCAAAGAUAUUUCUGUAAGUUCAAGUUUCAUAUUGAUUUAAGUUAAUUUCAUACAAUAUUUUCGGUGUCAGAAUAUUUUUUUAUGUGCAAACGAUGUAUGUUUCUGUAAAAUUAAUAUAAAAUACUUUCUUUUUGUCAAAUUAAAUAUAACUGUAUGAUAAGCACAUUAUGUGUAUAGUAAUUAGAAGAUACAUAUAUUGAAAAACCAUGUUCAUUUUGUUUGAAUCACUAUAGUUAAGUACGUCUGUACGCUUAGAUCUCUAAACCACUCUAGAUUUUAAUAAGAAUUGUACAAUCGACAACAUAUUUAUGUAUCCAGGUCACACAACAAUGUUUGUCUAGAUAUUUUAUAUGUGACAGAUUAUUUUCCGUCCCAGAGGUAAAUAAUUCGCUUAUUGUCGCAAAAUUAGUACUAGUCGUGAAAUGCCAUCGCGUAAUGUCAGUCGCAAAAUGUCGUCAGAAUUUACAAUAACAUUUCUGAUUUUGGGCUAUACUCUGUAUUUUUUUAUUCAUCCAAAUUGUAUUCUGUCUAUUUUGUGACAUUUUGCGAAUGAAACAUUCUGCGACCGUAAUGAUUGAACGACGCUGUAUCAGUAUAAAAAUCAUAUGUUAUAUCGUCCUGUAUACCUGAAUGUUUUGUCGACUGUACUGUCAUUAAAUGGUUACGUGUAUAUUUUUCAAUGAUAUGUGUAAUUUUAACACUUGAAUUGUCAUAAAUAAGCUGAAAUAAACACAAAUCUAAACUAAAUAAUGGAUCCUUUUCGACUGAUUACUUUUUUUUUAAUGUAUAAAGCCUAUUUUAAUGGGUUUGUUAAUUUUAAGUCAUUUACUAAAAUAUAAUAUAGUCAGUUUAAAAUGGGUAUUAUGUAAACAUAGGUAUAUGGAAAUUCAUCCGAUGGAAAUCUUAAAGGCAAUCUGUUUUCAUUCUUUCCAAUUGUCAAAUAAAAAAAUCAAAUAUAAAAAAAAAAGUUGUAGGUCAAAUAUAAAAAAAAUAUUCAGUAAUCCAAGCGGUUGAAAAGUGUUUCAUAAGGCACAGGCAAAAUUCCAUGUUUUAUUUUUCUUGUAAAGUUUAUGUUGAACUAUGUGUAUGAAAUUAUACGGUCUGUCAAAAAUCGACGUAUAUUAUUAUGGAAACGCUUCCACGUGACCAUUUGCUCCUGUUUACUAUACCCUGGCUGGUCUUUGACGAAGAAUGUCACUUGCGCAAAAUGUCAUGAAUUUCUGCUCCUUGUCCUCGAAAAAUGUCAUUUUUCGAGCAGCAAGAAAUUGAGUCCACGAAAGGUUUUAUUCUGUCAUUCUGCGAAAGUGAAAUGUGUAUUUUACGUUGUCGUCUUGCGAAAGCGACAUUUUGCGUCAAUACCUGGUUUUGCUGUGAAUGGCUUAAAGUGGCUGAUUGUUCCUGUCCUAAAUAGUUUUAAUAUAAAAAUAUCUAAUGGAUUUGAAACUCAUGAUAAUAAAUUAUUCAAAUUGUUUACCGAUUCUACAUACGUUUUGACGUUGUCGAUACGAUUUUGCAAAAACUUGUGCUAGCACAACUGUUUAAAAUAUGACUUAUAUGUAUAUAAGUAAAUUAUAUAUUUUAAAUGUAAUUUAACUGCUCUUGGGCCGACAGUGCAUAGGUAUGCUUUAGCACGGGCUUAUCAAACGGCAGUUUGACGUGACCUCCUACAUAUGUACUUAGGAAGAAGAGUGAUUUUACUAAAUAAUCCUAACUAAUAUUAAAAUGCGAAAGUAGGUUUGUUUGUUAUCAUUUCACGUUCUAUCUACUCAACCAAUAUUCUUGGUGUUACAUGUAGUUUGAAGUAUGAAGAAGGACGUAGGGUACGUUUUAUCCCGGAAAAAUAAGGCGAGCAAAAGCUAGUAUGGAAUAUUGCGCUGUUAUCCCGCCAGAGUGCAGCACUGGAGUAAAUGUAAACAAUAGCGUAUUUUGACGAUGACACUUCUAAAGCUUGACAAAUGUCAUGCCUUGUGCGCCAUGGCAACGGGUGGUUUUGCGUUGGUGCUGCCCUCUGUAACACUGCGUAAUAUUCCUUAUUCUGUGAACUAGGCCUAAAUUUAUAAAAAUGUAUUAAUAAAAAAUUACUUUUACGCUAUAAAUUUGCAUAAGGAGUUAUUUGUAAAAUGCCACAGGAUGAGCAACAUAUAAUUUUGCAAGCCUUCUCUCGAUAGUUUCUCUAGUUUACACUGAUCGUAAACAGGACACUUACCUAUGUUUUAACUUUUUUUACAUUUCGUCGACAGAAUGUUUCAAUUUCUAGAUUCUUCCUCAGAAUAAGUUCUAAAGAGAAAAAUUUCGGCGAAGGCUUGCAGAAAUCUUAUAUUGUAUGAAUUUGUGCUAUGUAUACCGACUGCAGUGCAUAUUAGUCAAAGUAUAUAAAGGCAAGACAAAAGUGAUUCUUUUUAUUGAUUAUGUAAUUAUUAAAUAAGUCAGUUUAAUUUCAUUCAGUUUAUUGAAAUGUAGCUGGAUUUGCGUCCGAUUCUGGCUUAUUUCUUUUAAUGUACUUGCUCCAGUCAAUUUUAUAUAUUUAUUUGUCAUAUAAAAAUAUAUGUCGCACCACUUCUUUAUGUUAAGUUUUUACAUGUAUAAUAAGAUAUCGACAAUUUAGUUCCAGCUUAACUUUAAACGUUAGGUUAUAUAAUAACGUGCACUAGGAAUCGCCUUUUCGACACCGCUCCAACCCCGUAAAAUUGUGUUCAUUGAAAUGUAAGCUUUAUAGCGUCCGCAGAAGACAUACUUUGCAUUGUCAACAAAUUAGCGUACUUUUCGCUGUCAUCUCUCGUGUUGUCAAUGUAAAAUAUGUCGACUGUAGACGAUUUAAAGACCACUUUUCAAUGAAACUUUUUUAGGGUGGAGGAAUAGUGUGAUAUAAAGGGCGGUGCAGAUCUAAUGCAUAUGCUACACGUAUGCAUAGCAGAGUGUGCUGCGUACGCACUCGGUCUGCCCCGGUCUUAGUCGGCUAUGACUUAUAUAGUUUCCAAUCGUGGUGUAUAUUGCCCUGUAAUUAACUACCAUUAAAUAUAUUGUGUUUUAUUUUA
Molecule: messenger RNA, 7344 nt
Organism: Plodia interpunctella (Indianmeal moth)
Lineage: Eukaryota; Metazoa; Arthropoda; Insecta; Lepidoptera; Pyralidae
Exons: 8
Coding region: 227-1450 (407 amino acids)
Source: RefSeq, a predicted model, not a curated record